Molecule: messenger RNA, 588 nt
Organism: Aureobasidium melanogenum CBS 110374
Lineage: Eukaryota; Fungi; Ascomycota; Dothideomycetes; Dothideales; Saccotheciaceae
Product: nucleic acid-binding protein
Exons: 2
Biological process (GO): mitochondrial translation
Cellular component (GO): ribosome; mitochondrial small ribosomal subunit
Molecular function (GO): structural constituent of ribosome
Source: RefSeq, a predicted model, not a curated record
GUUGGUGUCGUUGUCAGCGCUGGAAAGAUGGACAGAACAGUCAAAGUCAGACUACCCAGUCAAAAAUGGAACAAUUACUUGAGAAAGCACUUCAAGGACCACUCAGACCACCUAGUCCACGACCCCAACUCCUCGCUCAACAUCGGCGACGUUGUUGCUCUUAGACCUUUCCGUGCCGCCAAACAUGUCCGCCACGUUGUGUCAGAGAUCCUCGUUCCUUUUGGCACACCCAUCACCGAACGACCACCCGUCCCUAGUGAGGAGGAAUCGCAAGCCUCUUACAUUGCCAAACGCCAAUCUAAACUCGAACGACGCAGUUUGCGCCGCGCUGCUGCACAGGGCUCAGAAUCCGCUAUCGAGAAGUUGCAAGCGCUGGAAAUUGAGGCUGGACAGGGCGUUGCAGCUGGAAAGGGCGAGAAGGGUGCCAGAAAGGCUGGACUGAUGGGAAAUAAGGGUCAAAAGUUGCCAAAGGGAGUUUUGCCUGGUGGAAAGCAUGCGGUGGGCAAGAUCGACGAAAGAGCAAAGCACAACAAGGAGCAGGCCAUGAAGAGGAACGAGAAGGCUGAGAGUAAUCUGCUUGAGGCCAAG